Molecule: messenger RNA, 3354 nt
Organism: Ascoidea rubescens DSM 1968
Lineage: Eukaryota; Fungi; Ascomycota; Saccharomycetes; Ascoideales; Ascoideaceae
Exons: 1
Coding region: 1-3354 (1117 amino acids)
Biological process (GO): positive regulation of transcription by RNA polymerase II; DNA-templated transcription
Molecular function (GO): zinc ion binding; sequence-specific DNA binding; DNA-binding transcription factor activity, RNA polymerase II-specific
Source: RefSeq, a predicted model, not a curated record
AUGGUUACCAACAAUAUUCAUAUUAAUCCAAGUCCAAGUUCAAGCUCGAGCUUAAGCUCGAGCUCAAAUUCAAAUCCAAAUUCAAACAAUUUGAUUCCUUUCAGUUUAUAUGAAUCAAACAACAAUAAUAACAACAACCAUAACAACAAUAAUAACACUGCAAUUAUAACAGACAUUAAUACUAACUCUACAAAACAAAUCUCUAAACUAUCUCUAUCAAAAAAUAAAAAAAGAAGAAGAGAUUCAACUCUAAGCAUUCUUGAACAAAUCAACAGUACCACCAGCUUUCAAAAUGAUAAAAAGGGUCGUUCCACCUCUUGUCUUUUAUGCCAAAAGAGAAAACAAAAAUGCGAUCACAGACUACCUUCUUGCACAACUUGUAUAAAAGCUGGUGUCAAAUGUAUCCAACCUGCAAAAUACUUGAAAAAGGCCCCAGAAAAGGACCAAUACACUAUAAUGCUAGAAAAAAGAAUCCAGUUUCUAGAAAAGUUCCUUGAAAAGGAAGAUCUAAUAAACAAAAAAUCUGCCCUAGCAAAAUACAAAAAGAUUUCUCCAUUUAUUGAAAACCAUGCUCCUUUAUCUGCUUUGGUCCAACUAGCAAAUUCAAAUCCCAAUCCAACCCAAAAUGAUCAACAUCAAGAUCAAAUCUUGAAAAAUGAAAACUCUCCCAAUUCUAAUCUUCCUCUCCUCAAUAAUUCUUCAUCCCAAACUUCUUCAUCUCUGAACAAUUCUCUCUCUAUUCCCAACAACUCCUCCAAUUCCCUCAAUAAUGCCAUAUCCUCUAUCAACAACCUACUACUUCCCAUGUCCUCAUUCAACAAUUCCCUACGCCAACUACCCAAAAUCCCAAUCGAUCCAUCAAAUCAAAACUCAAUUCAACUCAAUUUGAACAAUUCUUUAGACAAUUUCAACAUCUCAAAUGAUGACCACUUUAAAGAAAAAUACCUUCUAUCUGUCGACUCAAUCGAUCUAAAAAAUUCAAUGUUAGCCAACUACAACCUAAAAUCCUUCCUAAAUUACGACCCUGUCUUUGAUAUAGAUGAAAAAAUAUCAAGAAGCUUUUUAGAUACUCAUUUUACAAGACUCCAAUUCAAAUUUCCUCUCUUGAAUGAAAACGAAAUCUUCAAUUUUCACAACAGCUACAUUAAAAAUGAUUUAACAGGCUACAUGAACAACACUAAUUAUUUCCAUUUCGCUUGCUGUAGAAUGUGGCUAAUCUUUGCCAUAAGUUCUUGCAUUCAUAUGACAACUGGCAAAUAUUCUGGUCCUCCUCCUGCAAGAUACUUUUCAACCUCCUUAAGACACAUGUCGAAAGUAGCUGCCUCAGAAUUAAACGCUUAUGAUAAGAUCGAAAUUUAUGUUCUAACUGUUCUAUACUUGAUUAGAACCGAUAAGGAUUCCCUUGGCUUGUAUGAUAUGAUUUGUGAUACAAUGAAAAUCGUAACUGAUCUAAACUUGCAUAAAUCUGAUUCCUACAUCAAUUGCUCUCCCUACGAUAAAGAUAAAAAAAUGAGAGUCUUUUGGUGCGUUUAUCUCCUAGAAAGAAUGAUUUCGGUUUCUAUAGGAAAACAGUACUCAUUCCCUGAAUCACAAAUAGAUAAAGAUAUUCCUCUUUUUGAAUAUGAACCCUCAAGAGUUCAACAUCCUUCCAAUGGUAUCAAAUUCAUCAACCAAUCCAUAAAACUAAGAAGAAUAGAAUCAAAUUUAGUAGAAAAAUUGAAUAUUUUCUCCAACAACAAUGACUCAAUUCCCAAUAAAGACCAACUACCAACAGUUGAAUAUUAUUUCAAUGAAUUGGGUGUCUGGAGAAACGAAUGUCAAGGUGUUCAACGAGAUGUUGAAAACGAAACUUUGAAACUCUAUUAUUUCAGAUCCGUAAGAUUAUUAAUUCAACCCUAUUUAGAAUUAAUGCAACCUGAAGAUCGAUUGUUCAGAGAAUGUCAAGCUGCUGCUGGUCAGAUUUGCCAAUUGUUCAAGAUUUUCCACCAAAAAACCGCCUAUGGUCAUUCAACCAUGGCAAUCCAUACUGUGUUUGUUGCAGGCGUAACUUUGUUAUAUUGUCUUUGGCUAACAAGAAACAAAGACGAUCUGAGAAGAAAGGCUUUAGGUGAUAAUUCAAGGCACACUAGACCAACUGUCAACAAAGAAUUGUUCUCCGGUCUUGAUGAUUUAAGAGCAUGUUCUGUUUCUUUAUAUAUUAUGGCAGAACGAUCAAAAUUUGCUUUAAGUUUUAGAGAUACUUUUGACCAGCUAAUGGGCGUCACAAUUGGAAAUUUGAUAGAAAGAUGUGGUGCAGAUUCAAGUGAAAUAAUUUAUAAUGGACCUGGUUUGGCACCUGCAAUUGUGAGACGUCCAGUCAGUCAUUAUGAUGUUGUGGCCAAUAGCCAUAGACAACAAAGUGAAGAAGAUAGAUUAGAACAAGUUGAAAGACAAAGGAAACAAGAUAAUCUACAAAGAUCCACUGUUCCAAAGGGUUUGAGCCAUUUAUUAACUAAUUCACCUCCAGCAAGUAUCAAUCAAAUACAAUUUUCACAUAAUAUGACUCAAAAUUCAUUCACGAAUAAUAUUAAUAACAAUAAUAAUAAUAAUCAUAACAAUAAUAAUAAUAACCAUAACAAUAAUAAUAAUCAUAAUAAUCAUAAUAAUCAUAAUAAUCAUAAUAAUAUUAUUAUUAACGGUAACAACAACAAUAAUAAUAAUAGCAAUAUGAACAACAUGAACAGCAUAAACAAUAACAACAACAACAAUAAUAAUAAUAAUAAUAAUAAUAAUAAUAAUAAUAAUAAUAAUAAUAAUAAUAAUAAUAAUAAUAAUAAUAAUAAUAAUAAUAAUAAUGCUAGUAAAGGCAAUGCAAUUAAUAAUAACUCUCUUAUUAGAAAUGGUUUUGAAAAUAAUAAUUCAAUAAAUAAUGCUAAAAAUGAUUCAGCCAUAAAUAAUAACAGUUUAAACAAUGCAAUCAACAACAUUUUACCUAAGAAAUCAUCAUUUAUGAAUUCUGCACUAAAUUGGCAAAACCAGUUAACCCCAUUUAUCGGAAGAACAAAUGCCAUGAUUAACAAUAUAUCAACUUGGAAUGAAGAAAGUGGCCCAGUGACUAAUACAUAUGCUGCCACAAAUUAUUUACCCAAUGGUCUAUUUGAUCAAAAUGGAAACUUUAUUGAUCCUUCUCAACAAGAAAAUCAACAGGUGAACGCACGACAAACAAAAAACAACAAUAAUUAUAUGAAUAUUAAUAUACCGAAUGGUGCUUCAUCAAACCCAGUCAAGUCAAUAUUGGAUAGUACUUUCGGUAAUUGGGGAGCUCCAGAUGAAGACUUCUGGACAGUAAAUACUGACUAUGGGUUUUUAGCAUAA